Lachancea lanzarotensis is the source of this 1254-nucleotide messenger RNA. RefSeq names its product LALA0S09e01618g1_1 (gene PRO1). The record is from RefSeq and is a predicted model, not a curated record. Gene Ontology annotation, cellular component: cytosol; cytoplasm. NCBI's taxonomy places the organism in Eukaryota, Fungi, Ascomycota, Saccharomycetes, Saccharomycetales, Saccharomycetaceae. The transcript has a single exon. Gene Ontology annotation, molecular function: ATP binding; RNA binding; glutamate 5-kinase activity. The coding region runs from base 1 to 1254 and encodes 417 amino acids.
AUGUCCAGAACCUUUACUAUCGUUAUCAAGCUAGGAUCAUCUUCUUUGGUCGAUGAGAAGACGAAAGAGCCCCAAUUGUCCAUAAUGUCGAUGGUUGUAGAGACCGUGGUACGGCUACGUCGUUUGGGCCAUCGAGUUGUACUGGUAUCGAGCGGGGGAAUUGCAGUUGGGAUGAAGACUUUAAACCUGGAGAGCAGGCCCAAGCAUUUGGCCCGUGUGCAAGCUAUCGCGGCCGUUGGACAAGGCAGACUCAUUGGACGGUGGGAUAAUCUGUUCUCACAGUUCGGCCAAAGAAUCGCUCAAAUUUUGAUCACCAGAAAUGACAUCACAGACUGGACACAGUACAAAAAUGCUCAGAAUACGAUUUCGGAGCUGUUACAAAUGGACGUUGUGCCAAUUGUGAACGAAAACGAUACUUUAUCCGUUAGUGAAAUCAAGUUUGGUGACAACGACACUUUAUCUGCUAUAACGGCAGCUUUGUGCGGCGCAGAUUAUCUAUUUUUGCUUACAGACGUCGAUUGUCUGUACACAGACAAUCCCAGAACCAACCCCAAUGCAACCCCAAUCUUGGUGGUUCCUGACAUGGCGCAAGGUUUGCCAGGCGUGAAAACUGACAGUGGAUCGGGCUCUGACGUGGGCACCGGUGGUAUGGCCACGAAACUGAUUGCUGCUGAGCUUGCGACCAAUGCCGGCGUGAAUACAAUCAUAAUGAAGAGCUCUGAGCCGCACAAUAUUUCAAAAGUAGUCAACUACGUUCAAAGUCUCGAGACCCCUAGUACAUCAGUGGAGAAUCUGGUACAAUUACAGCAGCUUGAACAACAAAAACUUCAAAUGCAUGGGGUUCCUUUCCACACACGAUUUGUCGCCGACAAAACUGGUAUGCAUUUGAAGAACAGGGAGUUUUGGAUGUUGCACGGUUUAGUGAGCCACGGUGCUGUUAUAAUAGAUCAAGGUGCCUCUGAUGCACUUACAAGGAAGGAAAAAGCUGGUCUUUUGCCCGCUGGAGUCAUAGAUGUCGAGGGACAUUUUCACGAACUAGAAUGCGUGGAUCUUAAACUGGGCUCCAGGCUCGCCUCUGGCGAAUUGGACACGACGGCGCCCCUUGUCAAGAUCGGCCGCGCCCGCUGCAAUUAUACCAGUCUAGAGCUAACUAAGAUCAAAGGUCUGCAAAGCGACCAGAUUGAAAAUGUCCUCGGCUACGCUGACAGUGAAUACGUCGCGGUGCGUACUAACUUGGCAUUCCCUCCACACUGA